AUGGAUGCCAACAAUUUUGUGAUGUCUUCCUAUCAGUUCGUUAAUUCGAUUGCCUCCUGCUAUCCUAACAACGCACAAAACACAAAUAGCUCACCGAAUACGGCGGGAAGCCAAGGUGGUCAAAGUGAUGGAUACUUCCCACCCUCCGCAUACACUCCAAAUAUUUAUCCCGGCACGCCACACCAAGCUCACUACAGCCCUCAAACGUACAACCCGCUCGCAGGGGCUGGAGCAACCAGCGUAAACAGUGCUAGUGCAGGCUCUGUAGGUGGUGGACAUCAGCCUAGCGACAUGGUCGAUUACACACAGUUACAACCACAAAAAUUCCUCCUCUCGCAGCAACAGCAACAACAGCAGCAGCAGCAACAACAGUCCACCCUUAAUUCGCAAAGUUGUAAAUAUGCCAGUGAUGGUCCUAGUUCAGGUACAAAUGUAGUUAAUAACAACAAUAAUAAUAGCACCACAAGCCCUCAGGAUUUGAGUACGGCUGGUGGAGGAGGCAACGGCAACGGAACAAACGAUGGCAAUAGUGGUAGGACCGAGAUUUCGCCAAAACUGUCACCAGGCUCGGUGGUGGAAAGCGUAACCCGAUCACUAAAAGCUGGCAAUCCAUCCACGGCCGUGAGUUCGAGCAACACGAACAACAAUACCAGCAACAUUAGCAAUCGAAAUCAAGUCAACUUGCCAUUGGGUAGCCCGGAUGAUGAAUCGGACGCUAGCGACGAUGAUAGCGGUACGGAAGGAGGCAGCUCUCAAGGAGGCGGUGGAAAUGGUGGCAAGAAAGGAGGACCUCCACCUCACAUCUAUCCAUGGAUGAAACGUGUGCAUAUCGGACAAAGUACGGUGAACGCUAAUGGAGAAACCAAGCGCCAGCGCACCUCUUACACACGUUAUCAGACGCUCGAACUGGAGAAGGAGUUUCACUUCAACCGAUACUUAACUCGCAGAAGACGGAUCGAGAUAGCGCACGCCCUCUGUCUGACUGAGCGACAGAUCAAAAUCUGGUUCCAGAACCGACGGAUGAAGUGGAAGAAAGAACACAAGAUGGCCUCGAUGAAUAUUGUUCCGUAUCACAUGUCGCCGUACGGUCAUCCUUAUCAAUUCGAUAUUCAUCCUUCACAGUUCGCGCACCUGAGCGCAUAG
Molecule: messenger RNA, 1143 nt
Organism: Anopheles marshallii
Lineage: Eukaryota; Metazoa; Arthropoda; Insecta; Diptera; Culicidae
Gene: Scr
Product: homeotic protein Sex combs reduced
Exons: 2
Coding region: 1-1143 (380 amino acids)
Biological process (GO): regulation of transcription by RNA polymerase II; anterior/posterior pattern specification
Cellular component (GO): nucleus
Molecular function (GO): DNA-binding transcription factor activity, RNA polymerase II-specific; RNA polymerase II cis-regulatory region sequence-specific DNA binding
Source: RefSeq, a predicted model, not a curated record